Molecule: messenger RNA, 5559 nt
Organism: Pyrenophora tritici-repentis Pt-1C-BFP
Lineage: Eukaryota; Fungi; Ascomycota; Dothideomycetes; Pleosporales; Pleosporaceae
Source: RefSeq, a predicted model, not a curated record
AUGACACACUUCUCUUGGACCCUCGUAAUCCGAUUGGUCAUUUUCGGCACACAGGUUUUUCGUCACAUAGGGACAGACUUUAGGAGAAGAUUGACCCACGGCAUUGCUGACAAGAGCUGGUACUAUUCAGGUGAUUUUCAUGCAACGCCCUUUAACACUGGUACUGUACUACAAAGUUUCGGAGAUUUCCAUCGAAGUGACUGGCAAACCAACGUCCAAAUGCCAGUCAUCAAAGGGAAACAAAUGGAGGAUUACGAGAUCUUGCUUAUUGCAGAUAUAAACAAAUACCAAUCCAGGUUCGUGCUUCGCUAUGCAACAUCAACCCUAUGCGACGCCCAGGCUCUAAAUAUAUCGAGCAACAUAGUGGUGGCUAUCAGGACUUUGGCCAAGUCAUCUGGAAAGACAAUCAAAGACAUUUCUCUCAUCAGUGAGAAGAAUUGGAAAGAUAUUGGGUCAUGGAAUGCUAUGAUCAAGCCAGCAAUCCAAGAUUGCGUGCAUCAUAUCGUUGAGAGGCAAGCAGCGCUCAGAGGUAAUGGAGUUGCCGUAGCCGCAAGCGAUGGAUCCCUUACAUACAAGGAACUGAACCACCUCGCGACAAUUCUAGGCGUCUACUUAAAUAAGCUCGGAUGUGAGCGUGGGACGUUUGUUCCACUUUGUCUAGAUAAAUCGCUUUGGGCUAUCGUUGCUAUGGUUGGUAUUCUCAAAUCAGGCGCAGCCUGCGUUCCCAUGGAUCCAACACAUCCAACCGAUCGCCUUGCUCAGAUUAUUCGAGAAACAAAAGCUAACGUUGUGAUUGUGUCAAACCGAUAUAAAUCAAGAUUUAGUGUCAGGAACUCAAUUGUGCUAGCAAUGCCCUUCUUCCAGGAAUUGGGGACACAAGGUCCAUACGCAACGGGUGAACAUGUAUCAGUCCAGCCGCACGACACCGCGUUUCUGAUGUUCACCUCGGGAAGCGUAGCGAAGCCGAAGGGCGUUAUUUUAGAGCAUGCCGCUAUCUACUCGAGCCUAGAGGAUCUUGUCGAAGUAAUGAAUAUCACUUCCAGCACACGGUCACUUCAAUUCGCCAGUUUCACAUUCAACGUCAGUCUCGCUGACAUUUUCGCGCCUAUGUUGCGUGGGGCUUGUGUCUGCAUUCCUUCAGAACAUCACAGACUCAACAAUCUACCAGAGUUUAUCCGACAUUUUAAUGUCUCAGACGCAUGGUUUACAUCGACUACGUUGGCUCAGCUGAGUCCUACAGAUGUGCCUGGUCUGAAACGCGUAACAAUUGGUGGUGAAAGUAUCACUCGCGACCAACUAGCUGUUUGGGCGCCAGAGACUGACUUGAAUAUCACUUAUGGUACCACUGAAACUGCUGCUUGGUGCCUUUUCCACCCCUCGCUCUCUCCAGAUUCUGAUCCUUAUAAUUUGGGAUACGCUGCUGGCGGAGCUGUCUGGAUAACUGACCCAUCCGACCCUGAAGAACUGGCGCCUGUUGGUUCGGUGGGCGAGGUAUUGAUCGAAGGCCCAGCGCUAGCCCGAGGGUAUUUGAAUGAUCCUGAAAAAACAGCAGAAUCGUUUUUAAACGCCCCAGAAUGGCUGAGGCGCCUUAGGCCAGGUGGGCAGCGACGAGUGUACCGAACGAGGGAUCUGGCCCGAUACAAUUCAAACGGAUCUAUCGAAUUUGUCGGGCGAGAAGCAACCCGGGCGAAGCUAAGAGGGCACAGGAUUGAGGUUGGGGAGGUGGAGAUGCACAUCAAGCAACUGUCUCGCUCCUUUAAAGAUGUAGUUGCUGAAGUGGUGGUUCCAGCAACGAGCCACAGUGGUGGGCUGGUGUCAAAUCCAAUCCUGGUGGUUUUUAUCUGGUCUGGAACCGGAGCAGCGCCGAAGGAGGCAUCUCAGGCUGCAUUUCCUAAUCUCUUUGCGCCAACAACAGAAGCAUUUCAAUCCGAUGCAGCCCACACACUGGCACGACUUCGCGACAUUUUACCUGGUUAUAUGGUACCUACGACAGCCAUACCACUUAACUUUAUUCCUUUGACGACUUCAGGAAAAACAAACAGGCGUCAGCUACGAGAGCAGGCUUCGGCACUAUCUCGAGAACAGCUGAAUGCUUUUCUCUCCCCAGAAUCCAUAGUGCGACCGCCGACAAAAAAAAGGGAAUUAGUAAUGCGUAAGCUAUGGGCAGAACUUCUUGGGAUUCCCGAACUGCACAUUGGAGUAGACAGCAAUUUCUUUGCUCUAGGAGGUGACUCAAUCGCAGCCAUGAAACUGGUCUCAAUGGCCCGAAAGCAGUCGUUAACAAUUUCUGUGAUGAAUAUCUUCGAAAAGCAACAUCUCUUCGAGAUAUCUGAGUCAGCAACGCCUAUCUCUGAAUUCCAUGGCGAAUCCGCAGAGCCAUUCAGUCUCCUGGGAAAUUUUGAGGACAAAGAGAAGAUAAUUCUGGAGGCUGCACAUCAAUGCGCAAUCCAAAUUGAUGCCAUAGAGGACAUGUAUCCGUGUACAGCCUUACAAGAGGGACUCAUGGCUUUAACUUUGAAAAAGCCAGGUGCUUAUAUGGUACAAGUGUCAUACGAGCUCCCCCCCGAUCUUGAUAUUGCCAAAUUUCAACGCGCCUGGAUAAGGACGGCAGCCAGACUCCCGAUAUUGAGGACAAGAAUCAUUCUCACAGAUUGUCACGAAAUGUUCCAGGCUGUGGUCCGGCAGAACCUAGAGUGUAACUCGGAGAAUGAUCUGGAUCGUUACCUGGAAGCGGAUGGCCAGAGGCCUAUGCAUCUUGGUAGUCCUCUUGUGCGGCUCGCUUUGGUAGAACAAGCUGACAGCAAUAACCCGAAAUAUUUGGUAUUAACAAUGCAUCAUUCAAUCUUUGAUGGAUGGUCAUUUCCGCUGAUUUUAAACCAGGUGGAGACAGACUAUAACGAUGGGGCGCCGCCAGAGAAUAAAAACUUCAACAUGUUCAUGAAAUACGUUUACGAGAUAGAUAAAUCUGCAUGCGACAGAUUCUGGACAUCAAGUUUCACAGACCUGAAUGCGCAGAAUUUUCCAGAAGCAGCUACGAAAGGCUAUAUUGCUGCCCCGGACACAGUGAUUCAGCAUCGUAUACCGCUCAAAACCACGCAAAGAAGCAAUAUCACACUAUCUACCAUGCUAAGACUAGCUUGGGCAAUUGUCAUAGCAGAUCAAACUCAAUCGGACGAUGUUGUUUUCGGCACAACGGUAACUGGACGCCAAGGCGCCGUCGCUGACAUUGAGAAAAUCAUCGGUCCUACAAUCGCAACGGUGCCUCUCCGUAUAAAAUUGGACAUGCAGAAAACAGUGCAAGAUCUCUUGCAAGCUCUACAAGAAUACACUACUUCUAUGAUUCCAUUCGAGCAAAGAGGUCUGCAAAACAUAAGCAAACUGGGUCUUGAUUCUUCCGCGGCUUGCAGAUUUCAAAAUCUAUUAGUUAUCCAGCCGUCUCCGCAACAUAUGGACACUGAGAUCUUCAAGAGGGAAUGGAGUAACUCCGGUACAAGCGCGGGCUUCUAUGACUACCCAUUGACAUUGUCCUGCCAAAUUUACGACAAGCAAAUUGAAAUUCGUGCAAUCUUCGACGCCCACCUGUUGCCAGAAGCGCGCGCGCAGCGUAUUUUGGAACAGUUCUCCUAUAUCCUCCAAAACAUUCGUGAUAUGCCUCAAAAGCAGCUCAAAGAAUUGGACCUGAUAUGUCCCCAAGAAGAACUCCAGCUGAUGUUAUGGAAUGGAAGCUUGCCAGAUAAAGUGGAUUGUUGUGCUCACGAUCUCAUUCUUGAAAAUUGCCGUACUAAUCCGACUGCUGAGGCUGUUUGCUCAUGGGAUGGUACUUUCACAUAUCAAGAAUUAGACGAGCUCUCUUCUGCUGUGGCAGCACAUCUAGUUACCCAAGGCCUUCAGCCCGAGACUUUCGUUUGUCUGUGCUUCAAUAAGUCCAAAUGGACCACAGUUGGGAUACUCGCAGUUAUGAAAGCUGGAGGAGCUUUUGUAUUACUGGAACCGUCAUUCCCGCUUCGAAGAUUAGAGCAAAUUUGUAGUAACACUGGGUCGAGAAUCAUCCUAUCAUCGGCUGAACAUGCGUUGUUGAGCGCAAGUUUGGCACCUACAGUCAUCGUCCUUGAUGACGGCACAGAACAGUGGAACAAACCUUACAACACAUUUGAAGGACCUCGAAUCAACCCUAAAAAUGCUCUUUAUGCUAUCUAUACUUCAGGGUCAACAGGAAAACCAAAAGGAGUCGUUAUUGAGCAUGCGUCAUUCUGUACAGCAGCGAAAGCGCAGCUUAAAGCGUGGGGGAUGGAUCAGCAAUCCAGAGUCAUCCAAUUCUCAUCAUAUGCCUUUGAUGCAAGCGUUAUGGAGCAUCUGAGCACCCUAGUUGCUGGUGGCUGUGUUUGCGUCAUAUCCGAGAUGGAUCGUAGGGACAACUUGGGAGAGGCAUCAAGUCAAUUACGAGCAAACUGGGCAUGUUUUACUCCAUUCUUUGCAAGACACCUGAUACCAGAACAUUUUCCAACGCUCAGGACAAUAUUACUGGCUGGGGAAACAGUUUCAGAGGCUGAAAUAGAGCUGUGGGCGGAUUACGUACAGUUGAAGCAGACAUACGGUCCAGCUGAAUGUUCACUCGCCGCUGUAAACCAACCGCAAAUCAACACCAAAUCCGAUCCUCGCAACGUUGGAUACCCCGGGGGGUGUUCUUGUUGGGUGGUUGAUCAGGAAGAUCAUCAAAAACUCGUUCCAAUUAUGUGCGUCGGCGAGCUUGUGAUUGAGGGCCCAAUAGUCGGACGAGGAUACCUUGGAGAGGAAGAACAAACCAGAGCAGCAUUUAUCCAGCCUCCUAAUUGGAUCAAAAGAUUUCGACAACGAAAUCCCACUGGUCCAUUCUACAAAACUGGAGACUUGGUUCAGUUUCAGUAUGAUGGGACAGUGAGGUACAUUGGACGGAAAGAUACGCAGGUGAAACUUCACGGUCAACGCAUUGAACUGGGAGAAGUUGAAUAUCAUGCGGCACAGUAUUUAGGAAAAGCAGAAGUUGUUGCGGAAAUUGUAAAAUUCCGGAAUACGGCUAGAUCUGUCCUGGCUGUUUUCGUGAAGUACGCAGACAAGGCACAAGAGAGGGUCACAGAUCUCCCAAGUCUCGAAUUUAUUGUGAGCAUGACCGAGGACAUGCGAUCGCAGUCAAUUGAUCUUGUGAUUGGACUCCGCAACUCAUUGCCUAAGUACAUGAUCCCGAAAUUUGUUUUCCCUAUCGCUCACGUCCCAUUGACAGCAACUGGCAAGAUAGACCGAAAACGAUUACGAGAGCAAGUGUCUCUGCUACCCGAAGACAUAGCCAGCAACUAUACAAUGUCAACCAGCAAGAAACAAAAACCAUUGACCUUUAUGGAGAGAAACAUCAUGAAUCUUUUUUUCACAGGUGUAGACGAAAGCUUCUUGGAUUUGGGGGGAGAUUCAAUCCUUGCACUGGCCCUUGUUGAAGAAGCUCGCAAGAAGAAUUGGACCUUUACCGUGUCCCAGGUCCUCACCGAUGAUAUUUCAACCCUGGCAGCAGCAGAAGAUCUUUUGCUUUAA